Molecule: messenger RNA, 3636 nt
Organism: Adineta ricciae
Lineage: Eukaryota; Metazoa; Rotifera; Eurotatoria; Adinetida; Adinetidae
Source: the annotation of a GenBank genome assembly
AUGGAUGCUCUGGAAAUUGAACAUUUAUGUGGUCAAUUCUAUAGUAGUGGCAAUAAUGAGCAAAUGCGACUUGCAUCUCAACGCUUGGAAGCAUUUGUCAACGAACCAAACUGUCUUGCACAAUGUCGCGUCCUACUUGAUCGUGCUUUAACUCCGUAUACUCAAUUUUUCGGUGCUUCAACACUUAUCAAGCAUUUCAAUUCGAUAUCAUCUCAACCAGUUAUACCUUUCAAUGAACGAUAUGAAUUGCGCACAUAUAUUCUGGAUUAUUUGUUCAAACAUAACAGUUCCCUAGCUCAAUUUGUCCUGGCCGAAUUAGUGAAAUUAUAUGCACGUUUAACGAAGAAUUUCUGGUUUGACAUGAAUCCGACAGUCAAUAACGAGACUUAUCCGUUUCAAACAUUCACAGAUGAUCUAUUGAAAUUUCAAAUGGAUCCACCACAUUUCUCGAUUGCUCUACAGAUUCUUAUUGCUAUUCUCACAGAAAUGAGCGUUCCCAAUGAUGAAGAAACAACAGCACGAGCGUUCACCAAACAUCGAAAGAUUUGUAUUUCAUUCCGAGACACGAAAUUAAUUGGUAUCUAUCUAUUCGCUUGUCAAUAUCUACGUGAUGUAAUUAGUAAUCAAAAGAAAGCAUUAGGUCUGUCGAUUGAAUUCGACGAUUAUCCAAAAGCAAUCCAUACCGUCCAGUUACAACCAAAUUAUUACGUAGUGGUGGAAAAACUACUUUCAUUAGCGUUGACUUGUUUGACAUACGAUUUUCUCGGAACUGGCUCGAGCGUGCAGGACGUUGAUAUAUCUGAUGAACACUUAACUUUGCAAGUUCCGAUCUCCUGGCAUGAUCAUAUAAUCGAUCGAAGUUUUUAUCAAUUAUAUUUUUCGUAUUACUUUCUGUUCUCGAAUACGACACUCGUACCCAUCGCGAUAUCAUGUCUUGUCCAAUUGUCAAGCGUACGACGAUCGUUGUUGAACACCAAUGAACGCCUAAUUGUAUUGAAUUUACUCACUUUGGGUAUUCGUUCCAUUCUCGAACAGCCUGGUGGACUUCUUGCCGAUGAAAAGUCUCUCCAUGAAUUUUGCCGCUUGAUCGCUCGAUUAAAAUCCAAUGCCCAAUUACACGAACUAGUUCGCAUCGACAAUUAUCAACUUUUCAUGGAACGAUUAUUUCGUUUCACCAUCGAUCAUCUCCUAAGUGUUCAUCAUCACCGGCAAUAUCAUUUAUCUCCCAAUACACUUCAUUACAUUCUAUCAUUCUGGUCGAAAAUAGUGGCAUUCCUUUCGCAUAUAUCAAAACUAUCGGAUUCCGAUGAAUCAUCGACCUUACAUUUACUCGACAUUUAUGUUCCGCAGAUCGUUGCCUAUUAUAUUCAAUCACGCUUAGAUGCACUGAAUACAGAUGAUACACUCUAUACGGAAUUAUUUGAUAAUGAUCAAACAAUCUUGCAGCAACAAUUGGAUAUGAUAAGUAUUAUGUCGAGAUUAGAUUAUAAUAAAACAUGUGUUCUCCUUUGCAACUGUUUCGACGACAUCGCUCAACAGUACCAACAAGCCGCAAAUUCCGAAACAGUCGAACGACGAUUUACUUUUUUGAUUUAUGUCCUCGGUUGUGUUCUUGGUGCACGUGGAAUCACCCUAUCAUCCUUAUCGAUGUCAAAUGAUGAUCAAGAUUUAUUCGAUGGUGAACUCGUUGUACGUGUUUUACAAUUGAUGACAUACAUUCAACAAAAAACUUCGCAAGAAAGUAAUCUAAAGCCGAUCAAUACAGCCAUAACAACAACAGCGACAGAUAAAAUUGAUUCCACACCUUAUUCCGAAAGGUUAGAACUAGCUAUCCUCUUCUUUUUCGAUCAAUUUCGUAAACAAUACGUUGGUGAUCAUGGAAGAUCGGAUAAGAUCUAUCAAGUACUUUUCAAACAUCUCGGUAUUGCCGAUGAAGAACAAUUGUUAUGUAUAUUUGUAAAAAAACUCUUCACUAAUCUACAAUAUUCAGUUAUAUCAGAUAAAUUAAUCGAACGAACUGUUGGAUGUUUCAGUGAAUUGACUCAUGGAUAUCAAAGUGUACGUAAAUUAGUGAAACUCGAUCCAAUACAAUAUUUCAUCAAUAAUCACACACAAGAAUUAUUUCCAUUUCUUCAUCCAAUCUUUACAAGCAAACGAUCACAUAAUAGUACAAUUACUGCCAGCAGUUGGUCACGUUUGCGAACGACAUUCUACACCGCUAUUGGCCGAAUGUUGAUGCACGAUUUUCGUUACGAUGACGAUGAUGACGAUCGUGCCGAAGCAUUCAUGAUUCCAUUCACAGCUCAAUAUGCAAAAUUAGUGCAGAUAUUCAAAGAAUUUCCUGAUUUUUCUCUGAUUAAUCCUGGACAAUUUGCUGCAUUGAAUCAAUUCAAUCCGACCUUGGCGCCUCUAGACGAAGUUCAAUCACUUGUCAUCGGUAUUACUCGUGAUUUGCGUGGUCUAUGUAGUUCUCUACUUUCCAAACAAGCUUACAAUUCAUUUUUCGAUUGGCUGUAUCCCGCGUAUUUACCCUUAUUUCUCAAAGCUCUCUAUGUUUUCUGCGAUCGCCUCGAAGUGUACAAUCCACUGUUAAAAUUUUUCCAUGAAUUAUCAGCGAACCGACAAGAUCGUCUAGUAUUCGAUCCGACAAAAGCAAGUGCCUAUCUGUUAUUUCGUGAAACAUCGAACUUACUCUAUAUAUUUCAAACAAAAACACUUAUACAUGUGAAUACAACCGUGCCGGAAACCGAUGCAACUUUAUAUUACAAAUCAAAGCUGAAACCCAUUACAACGUGCUUAAAGAUUAUUCAAACGUGCUUAGUUGGUAACUAUGUGAAUUUUGGUGUAUUUCAACUCUAUUCUGAUCCAUGUUUUGACAAUUGUUUACAAGUAUUCAUAGCGCUAUUGACAUCGGUUAAGAAAACGGAUUUAUUCUCCUAUCCUAAACUCACUAACGCCUAUUUUUCCUUGAUCGAAAGUUUAUCUAUCAUCAAAAUCGAUUUCCUCGCAAAUCUAUCUAUCCCACUAUUUGGUUACGUGUUGGAAACCAUCAGCGAAGGAUUUGUUUCACAUGAGCAAACAAUACAAAACUCUUGCUGUGUGUAUUUGGAUACAUUUUUAUCGUAUGUUUUUCGUUCAGUCAAGAAGAACACGGCAUCGACGAAUCUGAUGGCGAAUGUUCGUGAAUACGAAGGCCUAUUUCGACAGAUACUUGUAAAUUUAAUGAACGGAAUCAUAUACGCUGAAUGCAAAAAUAUUUAUACUAUUUCCAAGCCUCUUCUUGGUCUUAUUCUCUUGAAUGAAAACAAAUUUUUCACUGAAAUCAAACAACAAUUGUUAUACGGACAUACCCAAGCGAAACAAGCGAUUCUAUCAACAGCAUUGGACAAUUUAAUGACUGGUAUUGACCGUACAUUAACCGAAACGAAUAAGGAGAACUUCACUCAAAAUGUGACGCAGUUUCGAAGUGAUAUUCAAGAUUCAAUUACAACAACCAAUGCGGAUUUAGGCGCCACAUCUGUGUUAUCUUCAUCAUCAGUUAAUUCCAAUGUUCCAGUUACAAUAACCAUUUCAAAUUUGAUACCGUCGUCGUCGUCUUCAGCGGCGGCACCUGUUGAAGAGUUGAUGACCCUGUGA